AUGAAAAUCACUUCAAGCAAGAAGUUGAAUCUAUUUGCUUUAGCUACGGUGGCCUUUCUCACAUCCAACAGCUUGUGCUUAAAUGAACCAAUGAAGUCCAGGCUGCAGAGCAGAGAAGACGAUGAUAAAUACUACGAGAUAAAAGAUAAUAUCUUGGAAGAAAAGCAGAGGAGUCUCAGUUUUGAAGAAAUGGGAGACUGGGGGUCAAAAGAUAUCAUUAAAAUGAACCCUUUAACAGCAAGCAAGAUGCCAAAUUCAGUUGCUAAUUUACCUCUUAGAUUUGGAAGAAAUUAUCCAGAAGAAAGAAGCAUUAAACCAUUUGCUAAUUUGCCCCUGAGAUUUGGAAGAGCUUUUGGAGAGAACAUACCUAAUAAUGCUCCAAAGGUAUCACACAGGCUUGGGAGAUCUCCACUUGUUAAAGGUUCCAGUCAAUCACUUCUAAAUUUGCCACAGAGAUUUGGGAAGUCACUGGCUGUCAAUCUGCCUCGAGACAUUCAGGAAUCCGAACCAGCCAAGUUUCAGUUGGCUACCCCUGACCUCCAUCUGACACAUGCAUAA
Messenger RNA from Prinia subflava (tawny-flanked prinia), 558 nucleotides. It is a transcript of the gene NPVF, whose product is annotated as neuropeptide VF precursor. Gene Ontology annotation, biological process: negative regulation of gonadotropin secretion; neuropeptide signaling pathway. Gene Ontology annotation, molecular function: signaling receptor binding. The record is from RefSeq and is a predicted model, not a curated record. Bases 1 to 558 code for a protein of 185 amino acids. NCBI's taxonomy places the organism in Eukaryota, Metazoa, Chordata, Aves, Passeriformes, Cisticolidae. The transcript has 3 exons.